This is a messenger RNA of Mollisia scopiformis, 1148 nucleotides long. RefSeq lists its product as uncharacterized. The transcript is spliced from 2 exons. Lineage: Eukaryota; Fungi; Ascomycota; Leotiomycetes; Helotiales; Mollisiaceae. Bases 136 to 942 code for a protein of 268 amino acids. The record is from RefSeq and is a predicted model, not a curated record.
GUUGCGCUGUAUACGUAGUAAAAGUUCGAAAUAUCUCUAGCAGGAUUGUCUUUUGUCAGGUUGAAAUAUCAAAUUCAGUUUGCUGCCUCGUCUCUGAUCAGGUUCAAAACUCGACUUCAAUCGCAAAUUUUGGGCAUGGAUGAUCCGGCUACCAUGAUCAGUCCACCGUCAAGUCCGUCGGAGGUCACCUGGCAGGUGGCUUUCUUUGCUCUCGUCCCAUUAGCUUUAGGAACCAUGACCCAGCCCGUGGGGCGCGUCUUCAAUACAGCACCCGAGCUGCGAUUCUGGUUUGCGGUCUUCACCUAUCUUCUCCCUUGGCGAUGUACUCUACUUUUCCUCCGGGUUACUACCGAUCAUUGUCUAGAACCAACCUGGUCCUGGCGACAUUUCAAGGCGGAGCUAGCGUAUCGAGUUCGAGAUGAAAAAUGGGAUGAAGAGCCAACGAAAGAGGUUGAGAAAGCGGCUCUGGGUCGUUGGGCCUUGAUCUUGCUGGGGGGGAUCCCGUGUCAAACCAUCAAGCUCGUGGGUAUGCGUGGCAUCCCAUGGACACAGACUCUAGCCAUCAUGUAUUUCCUAUCUCUACUGUUUGGGGAGGUCUUGAACAUCCUGGCCGAGACAAGUUUCCGAACACCUCGCAUAGCUCCGUCGCUCGAGUGUCUCCCCUCCGAAACGAAUUUGACUUGCCUCAACGUGUUUGUGGCAGGAUGCAACAUCUUGCAAGUAAUGGUUAUCUCGACUCCGAGGACGAUUCCCAUCUUUCCGUCUACCGAAUACUUUGGAUUAUUCACUAUCUGCAAUGGUCUUCUAACAAUGCCUGCCAUUUUAGUAUUUGCUGGAUUUCGUCAGGACCUUGUUAGAGAACCGGAACCGAAUUCAAGCUCUCUUGUUUCGAUUCUCUCCUUGGGGCUUGCCAACUCCGCAGCCCUGUACGUCAUUACGUAGGCUGGCCAGAUUGAGCCAUCAUCUCUUUGGGGAGUUUGCGUACUUUUAGCUUUUAACAAUGCUAUGUACUUCUCAUUUUUGCUUAUCUAUACCGAAGUUUGGUGCCGGUUGAAUCAUUGGAUAAGGCGGUUGAGUGAAAUUAGAGUUGGGCAAAUCAUGGGUGUUCCCAACACCAAAACUGAGAUUGAUUAUCUUCUGUCAUUUCU